AUGUUCAAGUACGCCGGUGCAACCGAUGCACCGAACAAUGGACAUGUAAACGUAGCAGCCAUCAUUCUCGGGGUACUGUUAGCUAUUGCUGUAAUUGUCAUCAUCAUCGGCUGCGUGGUGUGGAGGAAACGAAACAGCGACAGUGCUCCGAAGCUUGACGAUCAACUAAUCGAGAUUUCUAAUGUCAGAGAUCCGAGCACGCAUGGUAUUGAGUCACCAAUCAUAGAAGACAUUGAAAGGGACAUCAACGAAGACAUUGGCUUACCAGCAUGGGCUAAGGGACUGGAAAUCCAAUGGCAGAAUCUCACUAUUGAGGAUAAGGUCCUUGGCAAGGGAAUAUUUGGGGAAGUGAGAGCAGGCAGUCUCGAAAUCAGAGAAAUGUCCAAAGUAGCCAUCAAAACUGUCAAAGGUGCGACAACGACUGCUUCCGAAGACUUCCUGGUCGAGUUCAAGACAAUGUCUCAAAUCAAGCCACACCCGAACGUAGUUGGUCUGAUUGGCGCGUGUAUACACAAAGCCGUGUUGUACAUUGCUCUUGAAUAUCUCCCCAACGGCAACCUGCGUGACUACCUGAGGAGUACUCGCCCCCAGCAGCAGGUGGCAAUGAAGUCGGAUGAUGGUGUAUCACCUCUGACUUCCUCCAACUUACUGACAUUCGGCAUAGAUAUAGCCAGAGGAAUGGAUCACCUCUCUGACACUGGGAUAAUUCACCGUGACUUGGCUGCGAGGAACAUACUUCUCGGGGAGGACUUGACUGCCAAGAUUUCUGAUUUCGGACUAUCACGGGGAGAAGACAUCUACUUUCAGAAAUCGAAGAACCGCGUUCCUUUCCGCUGGUUGGCCAUCGAGUCUUUGACCCGUCGGAUGUACAAGUCUAAGAGUGAUGUGUGGUCAUUUGGGAUCGUGCUGUGGGAGAUAGCAACAUUCGGAGCGACGCCCUAUCCAGGAAUUCAGAGCAAGUUGUUGGCCAAACGAUUGCAGGAAGGCUACCGAAUGCCCAAGCCGGAAAACUGCGCCGAUGAAAUGUAA
This is a messenger RNA of Patiria miniata (bat star), 1029 nucleotides long. RefSeq names its product tyrosine-protein kinase receptor Tie-1-like. The transcript is spliced from 9 exons. Gene Ontology annotation, biological process: cell surface receptor protein tyrosine kinase signaling pathway; multicellular organism development; protein phosphorylation. Gene Ontology annotation, cellular component: signaling receptor complex. Gene Ontology annotation, molecular function: ATP binding; transmembrane receptor protein tyrosine kinase activity. The record is from RefSeq and is a predicted model, not a curated record. The coding region runs from base 1 to 1029 and encodes 342 amino acids. NCBI's taxonomy places the organism in Eukaryota, Metazoa, Echinodermata, Asteroidea, Valvatida, Asterinidae.